This is a messenger RNA of Brassica napus (rape), 2657 nucleotides long. RefSeq lists its product as uncharacterized. The transcript has a single exon. The record is from RefSeq and is a predicted model, not a curated record. The coding region runs from base 319 to 2337 and encodes 672 amino acids. Gene Ontology annotation, biological process: meristem maintenance; meristem development. Lineage: Eukaryota; Viridiplantae; Streptophyta; Magnoliopsida; Brassicales; Brassicaceae.
UUCUGCAUGUUUUCCUAAAAUGUGUCACUAUUAUAAAAAUCACUGUUUUUAUUAUUCUUUCUUGCAUGCUCAUAAGAGAUAAUAAGAACACAAAAUGCCAGACAAUGAAUGAAGCAUUUAAGAAAAUAUAUUUUAUGCUUAUUGAUCAAUUAGUUUCUUUCUAAUUAUCCCAAAAAGGAGCUGUUGCACUCCAGCUGUAGCACCAUCAUCUCUCCAACAUUAUUUUUUUCUUCAGACGUUAAAUCAAAGAAGAAAAGUACAGAGAGACAGAAAGAACAAAACUUUCAUCUUCCAUCUUCCAUUGACAGACCUGAAGCUAUGCGUUCUCAUCAAAACCGUUCACCAUCUUCACCUUUGGACUUAGAGUCUUUGUCUUUAAGCGUUUCCUUCAAAGGGUGGAGGCUCCCGAACAUAAAGUUCAAGUCUUGGGCUCUCAAAAUGUCAUCUUUACACAAACCCACAUGGAUACAAGCUGGCGUUUUCGAAGCAAUCAUGGCAUCCACCAAAAGAUUCGUUAAAAACACAGAUCUCCUUCUGGGUAUCGCUGAGAAAUGGUGUCCAGACACCAACACUUUUGUCUUCCCUCGGGGUGAAGCAACCAUAACACUAGAACACGUUAUGUUCCUUCUAGGCUUCUCCGUUCUGGGCUCUCCUGUUUUCGCCGCUCAAAAUGAAUCAGGAGAGAGGGUUAAGGAGAAAUUGGUGAAAGAGAGUCUGAGGAUCAAGAAAGAUAAUAACUUUGUGUUCGUAAGUCAAGUAGAGUGGAUGAGAAGAUUCAUGAAUGAUGAUGAUGAUGGCCUUGAGCAUGUAGAUUUCCUUGCGUUGUGGCUAAGCUAUUUUGUGUUUCCGUCUGCUUAUUAUCAUAUAGAUGAAGUUGUUUUCUCAGUUGUUGUUCAUGUAUCAAGAGGGACUAGGAUUGCUCUUGCUCUUGCUGUUCUUGCUCAUCUCUAUGCAGACCUUACUCUCUUGAAACGCCACAUUAGAGAGUUCAUCACCAUAGAGGACAAGAUUGAACUGAAGGGAUUGUUUAAGUUGGUUCAGGUUUGGACAUGGGAGAGAUUCAAGGAGCUGCAACCCGAAAAGGCUAACCCUUUGCUCAAAGGUGAGGCGAGAUUGAGUAUUUGGUGUGAUCUGACGCAGAAGAGACGCAGCAAUGUGAGGGAGGUUCUUGAGGAGUCGAAAGUGGAGAGCUUUGAGUGGCGUCCUUACGCGAAGGCUUUGGAGAAUUGGAGGUUUCCUCGGUUUUGCCCUGAGGAAGCAAUGUGGGUUCCUGUUGAUAAUGAUCUUGACGAUGAGUUUGUCUCUUUUGCUCGAUGUGUCAAGGUGUCUAAGCUUGUUGGGAUUGAUUGUGUGGAGAACUACUUCCCCAAUAGAGUGGCUUCACAGUUCGGUUUGCUUCAGGAUGUUACUUGUCAUGUGAACAAGAACAACAAACUCUCGAAAGAAGCAGCUUGGGAUGAGUACAACAAGCCUCUUGAUGAGUUGACAUUGUAUAUCCCUUCUCGCUGUGUAAUACCUUGGUGGAAGAAGUCGUCUUCUGAGUGGUGGAAGAAGUUGUCUCCAGAGUCUCAGCAUACUCCCAAGGAGAAUCAAGCUGUUGAAUCAGCUGAAUCAUUGACACCAAGAAACAUCAUAGGUGAUGAUGAUGAUGAUACAUCUGAUUCUGCUUCUUCAGGUUGUAAGAGAUGGAAGUUCAUGAAGCGAGUUUAUGAGGAUGAUGAAGAUGAUAGCCUCACUAUUGCUCAAGUAAUGAAACUUAGAAAGAAGGAUACUUCAAAGGUAACACUAAGUGAAGUGCUUAAAAAGAUGGGAGAUGGGUUUCCUGAAAAGCUCAAAAGAUCUAGAUAUAUUAGAACAAGGAGAAGUGUGAGAUCAGAGAUAGAGAAAGGCAAGAUAGGAGAUUGCGGUGGAUCAGCUUCAAGAGGAGUGCUACUUGGUGACUUGUUUGAUAAGGAACUAGUGAAGAGGAAAAGUGAGUAUUUGGGAAACAAGCGAGCUCGUGAGGAAGAUGAUGAGAGUUGUUAUGAUGUCAUUACCACUGCUGAGAUGAUCAGAUGUAGAGAGAAAAGUGGAGGAGAUGCUUCUGAAGAUGAAACUGUUGUAGCAACACGAGAAAUCAAGCAAGAAGAGGCAGAUACCAGAAGCAAGGCAGCUAAUGAGAACAACUCCUUAGAUCAUCCUCUGGUGAAAACUGUAGUGUCACCACCAGAGACUAGGCAAAACUGUGAUGAUGAAGUUGAUUUAGUUAAAAUCAAUGCUGAGAAGAAGAAGAAGAAGAGGAUUAUGGUUGGUGAUGGAACCAAGGAAGCAAAGUGUUUGCUCCAUAAAGAUGGAUAAAAGCAGAAUAAGAUCGAAGAUGAUGAUGAAACUGAUGAAAGAUUGAAGCAAAGAAACAAUGCAAUGAAGGAGCUAGCAUUAACACUAGAGGCACGUAUGAUGAAGGUAGAGAAGACUUUGACAAAGAUUAGAGAAUGGAAAACAAUAGAAAUAAAGGUGGCCAAAAAUAGAGUUUCUGCUUAGAAACAAAUACAAAAAUAUCACACAAUAUCAAUCUUUAGUGUCAAAUCUUUUGAUCUCUUUGCAUAAUUUUAUGUGUUUUUGUGUUUAGUAAGUAAGGCGCUUUUGAAAUAUAUGUAUGACCUGUUUGGUUCGGUUUA